Messenger RNA from Harpegnathos saltator (Jerdon's jumping ant), 1587 nucleotides. RefSeq names its product protein SMG9. The coding region runs from base 215 to 1378 and encodes 387 amino acids. The record is from RefSeq and is a predicted model, not a curated record. The transcript is spliced from 9 exons. Gene Ontology annotation, biological process: nuclear-transcribed mRNA catabolic process, nonsense-mediated decay. NCBI's taxonomy places the organism in Eukaryota, Metazoa, Arthropoda, Insecta, Hymenoptera, Formicidae.
UUCGCUUCCGUGGCGGUUGGAUGUGGUUUCUGUAAUUAUGCAUAUUUUUGAUCUUGAGGACUGCGUACGCGUUGUCUCUGUUUCUCUUUUAUUUCCAAAAUCGUUGUAAUUGGCGUAGGAGUGUAAUAACUCUGCUCAGAACCAUAUAUUGAAUGAAUAAAAGAAUGAAUGUGCUCUAGUCAAAGCUGACCUUAGUAUAUAGAAACGUCAAUAUAUGCGUGAAAGAGAAAUGUUGCCGACAACACCGAAAGAUUCAGAGAUAAAAGAUGGAGAAAAUAAAACUUUAAUUAAAAUUGUAGAACGUCCAACAUUCAUAUUGAAAACUAGAGAAGGAGAAAAUAGAGCUGUAUCCCCAAGUCAACGUAAUGGACACAAAAAGGAUAAUGAUGCAGCAGCAGCAACAAAAUCACAAGAAACAAUUCGCAUACUUUCCACAUAUCCUGAGAUGAUCAGUUGUUUUAAAUUCAUGGAUGAAAAUAUGCAAUUAUGCGAAAGUGCAAUAGAAUAUCUAUAUGACCAACAAGACUUUCUUGUUGUUGGCUGUUUAGGUACACAAAGUGUUGGCAAAUCAACAAUUAUGUCCCUGUUAACACAUGAAGAUAUGCCAGAUAUUUUUCCAGUUCAAGAUUUAUCACAUCAUGAAAGUGCUACCAAUUGUACCACAGGGAUAGAUAUAUUUAUAACUAAAAAUAGAGUAAUAUAUCUGGAUACACAACCUGUGCUUUCCAUAUCUGCAUUUGACAAUUCCACAUCAUCAUUUGAUCAAAAGAAGACUGUAUCUGAUUUUACAAACACUGAAACUAAUUUAGAGCUGCAAUCACUUCAAUUUAUGGCAUUCAUGUUCUCAGUGUGUCAUGUAAUAAUAUUUGUACAAGAUUGGUGCUGCGAUUUAAAUUCAGUAAGAUUAUUACAAACGGCAGAAAUGUUAAAGCCAUCCUCAACAACCACCAUGGAUCAAGAUUAUGUAGAAUAUUAUCCACAUCUUAUAUUUUUACAUAAUAAGGCAGAACCGCAAGACUUUAUGCCCUCAUCUAUUGAGAGAAUGAAGGAUUUUUAUAAAAAAACAUUUUCUAGUUCAAGAUUACAAACUCAUAGUGGUAUAGAUAUGAGCCAGGAUUCGACAGAAAAUGGCUUAAAUUUGUUUUUGAUACCAUCAAAUUUGAACAGGAAUAAAGAAGCUAGUACAGAAGACAUAUUUUUCGGAGAAAGCGAAAAAUCCCUCCUAGACAAAUUACGACGAAAAAUACACGGAGUAACGAAAAAUCCAAUGACGCCGUCUGUAUUAACAGAGAAGAACUGGUACCAUUAUGUUUCAAAAGUCAUAGAAGCGAUAAAAAAGAGUCAUUUGUCUUCUGAAUAUGGAAGAUUGAUGCCUUAAAUUUAAAAGAAAAUACAAGAAGAUUUCAUUUGCUUCGGAAGAUAAAAGAUGGAUGAACUCGGUACAGCAAUUGAGAAUGAGUUCUCUGGAUUCAGUUCUAACUCGUACGUGCGGCAAAAUUUCUUUGAUCAUUUUAUUUAUUGAUGCACGAGGGAGAGUGAGCUCAUCAUCAUCAGUCGGAGACAUCGCACCCGAGGCCAUUUGGUUAC